UGGCAGUGGCGGGCUGGGUGAAUGGACCUCAAAGAAUCCCCGCAAUUAGCCUUUUUCUUAUAAAUCCAUUCAAGCCCUGAGGCCCAAAUGUUGAGCCUGUCUCCUCUUCUAAACAGAGGAGUUGAUGUCUUUUAGAGGUGCUUUCCUCUUCUCACUUACAGCCAAGCACUGCUCCAUGCUACUUCCCAGCAAAGGCUGGCUUUCACCAAGGUGAAGAUGGGAUGAAUUUUGACCAUAGUUAAGGGCUCAGAGCUACAUCUCCGGGUUCAGAGCUAGUUUUGAGAACAUUUAGUGUGCUGCUCUGGGUCCUCCAGACAGCCUUGGGGUACCCCCUGUGGAGAGUAGAAAUUGGCUUGGAGAGAAGGGGUUGGCUAAAUUUCGAUACUCCACACCGGGUGCUUCCGUUACUAAGGGCAACCCCCUCCCUUGGAAGAGAGGAAGUGAGGGCGUGGCCGGCGGGGCCGCCCCUCCGUGUUGCCUUGGAGACGCAGUGUGUCCUGUGGGCAGAGGUUGGGCAGGCCCUAGCUGACUUGAGUGGUGCUUUCUGAAGUUGAGGUGAGGCGGCCCCCCUGGGCUCUGGGCGCCCCUCCACUUGGCCGGGCCCAGAAGGUGUGGAUGUCCAGGGCCUGCUCCCGCUCCUCGGUGGGCUGGGGGAGGGGUGGGUGGGAUGGGGCCUGAGAGGCCUGCUGGAUCCUCCCCAGCACACAGUAGGCGCCUAAUUAGCCUGGCUGGAGUCCGGCAGCUCCCUCGCUUAACCCCCUCCCUGUGUCCACUGGGGUGGGGGUUCAAGGUCGGUUUGAAAUCCCAGCUGACACCUUUCGGGCAAAGACUUUCCUCAAAAGAGCUUGGGAGAGAAGAGCAUGAAACAAUAAUCACUUCUUGUUCUUAACCCCGAAGUCCCUCUGGGAUUUUCAUCCUGCGCGCCAGGGAGAGAGCCCGCUUUCCCUGCGAGUUCAGCGGUUGCCUGACGUUUAUCUGCCCGCUUCUUCGCCCCCUCCCUUCCGUUUGUUUAAAAAACGCGGCGGACGGAGAAGGGCCCAGGCUGUCUCCAAGGGCGGAGUGGGGGAGGCUCCGUCCCGCCCCACAGGUCCCCUGGAGGGACUCGCCCCCUCUCUCAAGGUCUGGUCUUAACGAGAGCAAAUCCCAUAACUGCUUCCUGGCAGGGACGUCCAGGGCCAAGAUGUCCACAGUGGGGAAGGUGACCCGGGUUCCCGGCGGGACAGUCUACCAGCAGAUCUUCCAGGCUGAGGUGCAGCUGGUCCACUCCCUGGCGGCCUCCAGGAAGCAGAAUGCAGAGCUUUCCCUGACCCCGAAGGAGGGCAGCAAGCCCUUGAUGAAGAAGGGGGAUAUUCCUAAAGGGGAGAUGAUGUCUUCUCGGCAGCAGAAGUGGGUGCACAGCCUGCCCAAUGACUGGGUCACAGAAAACCCUGUACUCUACAGGGAAAAGAAAAUUAGCAAGAAGGAAAAAACUCAAGACAGUGAGAGUGCCAUCGCUGCCCUGGAAGUCCGGAGCCUCAUGGACACCAUCGUUCCUGAGCGGGCCAGCACUGUCAGCCUUCAGGGAGACUACAAGAGGAAGGCCUUCGAGAGCGCUCUGCAGAGUUUUAAGGAGGAGAUUGCUGAGAUCGGGAUGGAAAUGGAAACUUUCGUCUUAGAGUCAGGAGCGCUUCUUUUAAAAAAGCUGACUGAGUUCAAGGAAGACAUCAACUGUCUCUUCAAAAAGAUGGAGAACGGCAACCUUGAGGACUACAGUAUCCAAACUCUGUUGGACCUGUGGGACCAGGUGGCUGAGAAGUUCCUGCUCCAGAAGCAGGGGAUUAAGGAGCUGGACGAGAGGCUCUACUCGGUCGAGUUCUCCCGGGUAGACAGACUGAAAAGCAUGUUGAAGAAGUAUGUGGAAAUCAUACAGAAAACGUCCUACCUCAUGCAGCCUGACGUGUACAGGCUGAUAAACAAAGAAGCCAUGGUCAUGAACCACGCCCUGCUGGGCAACCGGAGGGCUAUCGCGCAGCUGUCCGUCAACCUGAUGGAGGCCACGCUGAAGCAGGAGCUUGAGAGCCGCCGCCGCUGGCAGGACCUGAUCGAUACCUGGAAGGCUCUCAAGAAGGGCGCCCUGGUGCAGACCUUCAGUGAGUUCAUGGCCAGUGAGAGGAUCCAGGCUCCUCCAGCCGUGAAGAAAGAGCUGGAGAGCCUGCUGAAGAACCAGAAAGCCCUGCAGAAAAAGCGGCUGAAGCAUGUCUGCACCAUCUGCGACCUUCUGCCCCCCAAUUACACCCAAGAUCAGCUGGCUGAAUGGCAUUCUGCUUUCAACUCCCUGAAUAAGCAGCUUGACACCUACCACACCAACUGCAUGACACAGCUCCGCUCCCAGUACGAGAAGAUCUGGCAGGAGUGCCUGGCCUACGUGCAGAAGUGCAAGACGCAGCUGCUGGACUGGAAAGCCUUCACUGAGGAGGAAGCGGAGAGCGUGGUGAGCCCAUCCUUCUUCCAGAUGGUGGCAGCGCUCCAGAGCAAGGCAGAGGCGGAGCUGGAGUCCUUGGACAAAUCCUUUGAGGCCCUCUCAAAGCGGGCAGAAGGGCAGAGCUCGGACCUCUUCAGCUACUUCCAGGAGGCCGUGCAGCUGUGGGAGGCCCACCGGGGGGUGCUGUCCGUGCAGGAGCUGGAGCUGCAGAAGCGGAUGGAGCAGCAGCGCCAGAAGCACAGCCUGGAGAACCAGGCCCAGGAGGCCCUCCUUGAUGAGCUGUUGGACCAACUGAGACAGCAGAGCAGUGAGGCAGCCCUGAAGUCUCACCUGGAAAAGGCCAAGGAUUUUCUGAAGAAUAUAAAAUGCAGUUACAAAUCCUUUCAUGCCCUCUUGACACAAGAAGUGAUGGAGUACUCAGCAAUCAUACUGAAAGAACUCAACUCCUACAGCUCCAGCCUCAGCCGACACUUCUAUGUUCGUGAAGUCUUUGAACAGAACCUGAGUGGGGAUGUCAUCCUCAAACUCCGAGAACCAGAAGCAUGUGAAAAGCAUUUCCAGAACCGAAUGAGAAAACUGAGGAGGAAGCAAAGGGCUGAUGCGGAAAUGAGCAAAAGUGAGGAAACCAUCAGUGGAAGCCCAGGUUCCCCUGGGCCAGCAGAAGAGAUGCAGGAAGGAGAAUCUCAAGACACCGAGUUCUUCACGACGGGGGAGGUGGGAGGGAGCCAGCAGGAGAAGUCCGCCCUGAGCGAAGAGAUGAAUGAGUCUGGAGAGGACUCUGUUCAGGAAUCAGAAGAAGCGCAGGUUGAAAGAGACAGCUCCUUAAAACCAUCCCUGAACCAGGAAGGUGUCGCGGCUCAAGAAGAGGAGGAGGAAGAGAGGAAGGAGGAGGAGGAGAAGGAGGAGAGGAAGGGGAAGAAAGAAGAGGAGGAGAUAGAGGAAGAGAGGGUGGAGGAAGAAGACGAGGAGGGGGAGGAGGAAGAACAUGCGAGUUUGUCUACGGCUGAGUCCGAAGCCCAGGAGGAGAAUCUGGAUGCUGUGUCCCUUGAGGACAUGGACGUGGACAUGGAGUCCUUCACAGUCUCCAGUGGGAACACAUACUUUGUCUUCCUGCCCCUGGAACCAGAUGAGGAGGACGGCGAGAGGCCCCAUUCCAGCCUCUCUGUCACUCUCGCCGACGACACUUCCAAUGCCAGUUUCCUGGAACAAGUAAUAAUUCCGUCUGCGCUGGUUUCAGAAAUUAAGAGACAACUUCGAGCUGGCUUUUUCGAGCACUUAGAGGAGUGGUUUGACCAAUGUUCUCUCAGUGCCCAGGACGUGGUGGCCAACAAGAUUGAUGAGCUGGAGUCAGAGCUGGAGCUGCGUCUGCACCUGCAUGAGCCAAGAGCCCAGCACAUUGAAAAGGACAUCCACAAUGUCAGGGCAGCCGAGCUCUUGCUUCAUCAAGAGCGUUUGGCCAGCCACUGUGCUGGGGUGAUGGAGGCGCUGAAGAAGGAGAAGCUGAUGUUCUCCCAGUUCCAAGAGGAGCAAAACACAAAAUCGGAAAACUUCCGGCGCAAGAUUCAUGACAUGGAACACAUCUUCCUGAAAGCCACCAAGAGCCACAAGCUGGUCAUUCUCAGCAGCACAGUGCACCAGGAGCUGCUUAGCUAUGUUGACGUCAUCCAGGUGUCCCUGCGCAGCUUCCGCCAGUACCUGGAGGAGAGCCUGGGCAAGCUCCGCUUCACCAACAUCGAGUACAUCAAGCACUGCAGACUGUUUUCAGAGGGAGGCAACUUUUCUCGUGAAGAGAUUGAGUCACUAUGUAAUCGACUAGAGAAGGAAGCUGCCCGGAUAGAGUUUGUCGAAAGCUCGAUCAUGAUCAACAUGGAGAAGAUGGAGAGCGAGUACCUGGACCAGGCCAAUGAUUUCAUCAACAAGUUUGAAAGUAAAUUCCAUAACCUGUCUGUGGAUCUUAUCUUCAUAGAGAAAAUCCAGCGGCUGCUGACAAAUCUGCAAGUGAAAAUCAAGUGUGAGGUGGCAAAGUCCAAUUCACAAGCAGAUGGAUUAAACUCUUGUCUGGAACAGCUUCAAAGCAAAGUAGAAAUGUAUCGAAACUCAAAGGGAGAUAAAAAGGUAGUGACCACAGAGGACGUCCGUGCCUCUGUCCAAGCUUGGAAAGAAAAACUGAACCAGAGGAUUCACUACCUCAACUGCGGGCUGGACAGAGUGUCCACCACUCACGUGGAUUUUGCUGACAAUGUGCUCAUUGACGCGGAGAUAGGGAGUGACAUCCUGGUGUCUUCAGAAGCCCUCGAAGAGGACAGCAAGACACGUGGGGUCACCCCCGAGUCCCUUGCCCAUCCGAGCCGCAUGGGGAAGCCCAUGAUCGAAGACCCAGCUAUAGACGUGGUGAAGAAGAUCCUGCAACUUCAGGACUCAAAAUUCUCAGUUCCCUCCUCUGAGAAAAUUCGAUCGCAGACAGGUAGAGGCAAACAGGCCUGGGGUCUCGGGGCACUGGCGGUGGGGAAGCCAGCGGGGCCGCCCGGCCCGUCCUCACCUCGGGUCCUCUGCUUUUGUUCUGUGCACUCGUCACCCAAAGGCUUGAAGCGACAGCGGAAUCAGGGAGAACACUCUGGGAAGGCCUCGCCCAGUGGCAAUGUCACUUCUUCAGGGAGCGGCACACGGUUCGCCAAAUCCAACAAAAUCGACAGAAAGUACCAGGUGCUCUGGGACAAGCCACCUCCUCAGGCCGAGGAUUUUAAAGGGGUCGUCAUGACCCUCCUCUGGGAGAACAGCGAGCAUCUGGUGAACAUCAUGGAGGAGUUUAACCGCAAAGAGAAACGCCCCGUCACCAGGCCUGACUGCAUGUGUGACACCUUCGAACAGUGUGUGGAGAACGUCAGCAAGAAGAUGCUGGAGUACCAGGCACAGAUGGACGAGUACCACAACUCCUGCCUCAUCGAAUUACGAGGCCAGAUGAGGAGAUUUGAGGAACUGCUGCCCCAAGUGUGUUGGCUGGUGAUGGAAAAUUUCAAGGAGCAAAACUGGAAAAAAUUUUGCACCUCUACCACAGAGAUCCGGGAGCACUUCUGGGAACGUAUGGAGCAACUGGAGAAAAAGAAGGAUAAAAAUGCCCAGAGUCUCCAUCCUAAUCUUGGACACCCCGCACGUUUCCAAGAAGUGGAGUCUCUAUGUCUGGCAGAAGACAGACGGCAGGAGGAUGUGGACACCAUGAUUAGGACAACCAAGGACAAGCUGGAGGACUGUGCCAGGAAGUGUGGCCGGUUAUUCAUAGCCAGCUUGGCCACCUUUGCCGAGAAGUUCCUGCUGCAGUUGGAUGAAGUGAUCACCAUGGAUGACAUCCAGGUUGCAAGGAUGGAACCCCCCAAACAGAAAACAUCAAUCCUCAUACGGAGGAAACUCGCCGGGCUCUCCCUGGAAGAAGAGAGUGAGAAGCCCCUGGUUGAACGGGGGAGCAGGAAGUGGCCUGGGAUCAAACCCACUGAAGUCACCAUCCAAAACAAGAUUCUGCUCCGGAAAACAGCGUCGAUCACCACCACCAAGACAAACCUGGGCCACCUGGCAGCCGUGGAAGCCCGAAAUGCCGUCUACCUGAAAUACCUCGCGUUAUUCGAAGGGGAGUUGAAGAGGAUCCAGGACGAGCACUGGACGCAGGUGCGGGAGGCUGGGCGCUGGAAGGACAGCUGGAAGAGCUCCGUGCACACCAUCCGCAGCCUGUACUCGUGACGCGCUCAGUUCACCCCGAGUAAAGGCUCCUUUUCUAUGGACUCCUCCUCUGUCUCUCCGCCUGUCUCUCCGUCCAUCUAUCCAUCCAUCCAUAUGUCUGCCCACCUCUGCACUAUGCCCAGCACCGUAGCUUCAUGACUGGGGACAUCUCGUGGGCAGCAGUUCCAGUGAGGAAGACUGAGGUAGGAGGAGGAGUCCUCGUGGUUCGCAGGGACGGUGGGUAACGGGAAUAGGUCACUUAAAACAGAAGUACUUCGAAGGAAAUAACUUCCAAAAGCCACACUUGGUGCUUGCUCUUGGAAAAUGAAACAAUUAGAUCUUCUGGAAAAGGCUCUCUUUUACAUGUAACAAAAAUGUGGGUUAUAAUUGCAACCAUGCACUGAUUCCUAGAACCAACAAAAAAUGCAUCCAGUGCCACUUGGGCAUUUACCUGGCAACUCGCCUCAGCAAAUGACAGCAUUUUGGGGGAAAAAAAUCCUCUAGGACUCCUUAAUUCUCCCAAGGGCCUCUUUGAUCCCAUGGGACUCAGAUCAUCCUCCCCGAACACCUCCGCCCUGCUGUCUUCCUGGUCAACGUUCUCCUCUUUGAUUGCUACUCGGCCCCGCCACGCCAGGUCCCCUUUGUCAGUAGCUUUCCAUGUCACUUGGACGGGUUGCUCAAAUUCCUUCCUGGACACCACACACCCCUGUUUCUUUUACAUGGUUGCCAUUUUGACUGCAACCAUUGACAUUUUCACGUGCUUUCUCUAUCGUAAUGACUCAUGAGGCAAGCCCCUAUAUAUCUACCUAAUGUGGUUUCUUCCCACUGCCUUUGCCUUUCCUCACCCCAGCAUCUAGUGCAGUAUAAACUUUGUACCAGCCGGUUGAUGACUAUUACGGAAUCAGUAAUACUGCAGCUGGUUGCUUUGCUUAAAGUAUUAGUUACCCCACAACUGAGUCCUUAACCAGCUGACAACGAAGUAUCUGCAUCCUUGGAGUCAUCCAAAUAUCUGGGCCCUGUUCAAGGCUGAGCUGUGUGGAUGACCUACAACUUGGCAGGGGGCAGGGGGGCCUCUUAGACAGCCACGCCCCUCCCCUGUUGCUUCUGUGACCUCUCUCCAAACAAUAUCACUUUGAGCUUUCACGAUCCUCUGUUUUCCAGUGUUCUUCAGCUGUGUAGCCUCUGCAGCUUUAGGGAUCAGUCUCUCCCGGGGAUUAGCCCCUUUCAGCUGACUCA
Molecule: messenger RNA, 7405 nt
Organism: Artibeus jamaicensis (Jamaican fruit-eating bat)
Lineage: Eukaryota; Metazoa; Chordata; Mammalia; Chiroptera; Phyllostomidae
Gene: CCDC180
Product: coiled-coil domain containing 180
Exons: 36
Coding region: 1181-6190 (1669 amino acids)
Source: RefSeq, a predicted model, not a curated record